AUGAUGGCUUCUGAAGACACAGGCUUCGAUAUAUCCGAUGGCUUCGGCCUUCAGCGCCCUAGCUUCCAUAUUGGAUACCACAACUCGAACAGUGAUGAGCCCCUCACCGAUUUACAGUAUGGGCAUCUGCUCAACCAUGGUUUGGCCUUUGCGACGACUCCCAUCACCAACACUCACUUUCGAGAUCGUGUCUUUGCCCUGGUGUCUGAGCAUCUCUCUACCCUCUCCAACAAUGGUGAGAAGCCUAGCACUACAAUGACUGGCUCACGGGCAGAGCCUAUUCUGCCUCCCUUGACCCCCAAGGAUACAGGCCUGUUUCCUUGCGCUGCUGUCAACACUUACACGGCAGUCAUCAGCCCUUGGAUCGACCUCGGUUCUUCAAACCCCAUCAUCUCCAGUAUCUCUCGCCAGGUGCUGAACGUAGAGAUUAACUAUGCCAACUUCUGUGGUGUUCGCAGCAUUGUUAUCCCUGGACCUCGACAGGAUGCUUCCAGCGACGGCGGAAAUCAAAGUCUUGCCCAAUACUCUCGUGCCGUCGAAGAGGCUCUUACCAUUGGUAACCGACUCACGUUCUUAAUUCACAUGCCUAUGUACCGUGAGCCUGUUCAAGAGUCAGAGGAAAUCAGCAUCUCUUCGCUUGAUACGAAGACCCCUGACAAGGCUGAAGGAAAGGAAAUCGACCUCCUGGCUUCCUGGGAUUCAUGGCAUCAUAUCCGUAGUGUUUGCAAUUACAACACGAGGCUUUUCGUCUCUUUGGAAAUCCCUCGCGUGAUGCCCGAGAAGGAUCUCCAAGAUCGUUGGUUCGCUGAACCUUUGCAUUACCUAACACUCAGCCCAUCAACCUUCCAGACUAACAAAGCCGGUUUCCCUUCGUUAUCCAAACACCACCAGAACCUCAUCUUCUCAUACAUGAGAUUGAAGAACGUUCCAUGGAUCCUUCUUUGCGAUGCUGGGCCUGAUGUUUCUCACCUCAAGGAUAGUCCCCAGCCUCCGCCUCGUUCCCAGAACGAGUUUCCCAGUCUCCCCGAAGCAGAGGCGCAGAGCCAGUCCUCCAAGGGUCAAGCUUCCCAAAUCAAGUCCAACGACUACAUCUCGUACCUUCGAUGGCUCGAGGACCAGCAGCCCCCAUUCACAUACCUCGAGAGCCCAACCCUGACCAGUUUCCAGGAUUGGCUCCAGUCACCUCUUCAGCCCCUGUCGGACAACCUCGAGUCAGCCACGUACGAGGUUUUCGAGGGAGACCCGGUCAAGUAUAGCCAGUACGAGAUUGCGGUUUUUGAAGCUCUCACCGAGUGGAAGGAACUCAAGAAGCCUCUUUCUAAGGAGGGCAAGGUUGUUGUUGCUGUUGCAGGCUCUGGCCGUGGUCCCCUUGUUACUCGAGCGCUCAAGGCAUCUGAAGAUGCGGGAGUGCCCAUUGAUAUGUGGGCUGUUGAGAAGAACCCCAAUGCCUAUGUCUAUCUUUUGCGCCAAAAUGAGCUUGUAUGGGGUGGCAAGGUCAAGGUUGUCAAGACUGACAUGCGUGCUUGGAAGGGUCCUCUGGUUUCUGAGGAUGAGAAUGGACCUGUUUAUGGCAAAGUUGAUAUCCUCAUCUCCGAACUCCUUGGAUCUUUUGGUGAUAAUGAGCUGUCGCCUGAGUGCCUCGAUGGUAUCCAGCAUGUCAUUUCUACCCCUCAUGGCAUCUCGAUUCCAAGCAGUUACACAGCUCACAUGAGCCCGAUCUCUACACCGAAAAUCCACGCCGAUAUUCUCUCUCGGGUACCUGGGGACCCUAAUGCCUUUGAGACCCCUUGGGUCGUCCGUCUUUUCGCUCUUGAUUUUGUUGCUGAACGAGUGCCUAACAAGCCACGAUUCCAAGAGGCUUGGGAGUUCUCGCACCCCAUUCCUGAGUCGUCUCUUGCUGCUCUCGAGGCCAAGCGAUCUGGCGGUGUUGUUGGCGGUGGCGGUGGCAGCAUGGCAGGUGCUGCAGGUGCCAACGAUCAUAACUCGCGGUACUGCCAUCUCACAUUCGUCUGCCGAACUAGGGGCGUUACGCACGGUCUGGCCGGAUACUUUGAGUCAACACUGUAUGAGUCUCAAAUUCCCGAGAACAAGGGCGCGAAGAUUGAGAUUAGCACACACCCCGAACAUAUUGAUGACAAGAGCAAGGACAUGAUCUCGUGGUUCCCGAUCUUCUUUCCUCUCAAGAAACCUCUCUAUUUCCCAGCCGAUACUGAGCUCGAGGUUAGUAUGUGGCGCCAGACCGACGAUUCGAAGGUGUGGUAUGAGUGGCUGGUCGAGGCUUAUACAUGGGUUGGGCCGUCUACGCGCGUUAAGGUCGCCUCAUCAGACCUGUGCAGCAGCCGCCAGGUCGCUUGUUUGAUGUAA
Fusarium coffeatum is the source of this 2364-nucleotide messenger RNA. RefSeq lists its product as uncharacterized. Bases 1 to 2364 code for a protein of 787 amino acids. The record is from RefSeq and is a predicted model, not a curated record. NCBI's taxonomy places the organism in Eukaryota, Fungi, Ascomycota, Sordariomycetes, Hypocreales, Nectriaceae. Gene Ontology annotation, biological process: peptidyl-arginine N-methylation; regulation of DNA-templated transcription. Gene Ontology annotation, cellular component: cytosol; nucleus. The transcript is spliced from 4 exons.